Messenger RNA from Linum trigynum, 222 nucleotides. The record is from the annotation of a GenBank genome assembly. NCBI's taxonomy places the organism in Eukaryota, Viridiplantae, Streptophyta, Magnoliopsida, Malpighiales, Linaceae.
AUGGGUGGCGUGGCGGCCGACCCGUUUCGCGUCGAUUCUCCGGAUGUAGCGUUCUGCGCUCGCCACGUGUUCUUAAGUGGCAACCGAGCGCAAUUGGGCUUUGAGUCGGCCCAUGGACUGUUCUUAAGCCCGGGCCGGACUCCGGAGAAGGGGAAUUCGGUGGGUGCAUUUACAUUUUAUGGACUGAUGCAGACGUCCAUCUUGUGGGGUCAAAAUAUCUGA